AUGGCUGAGACGAUGGCCAGAGCUGACCUGCCGCGGCUUCCGACGGCCCUUCCCACGCUGCUCGUUUCGGCCAGUGCGCGGACGCGGUCGGAGCCCGCCCAGCUCGAGGCGAAGGAUGUGAAAGUCCAGGAGACCGGGCCCCCUCAAGGUCCCCUGCAGGGCGAGCAGCCCUCCGAAACUCUGGGACUAACGAAAGAACGGGCCAUCACACUGCAGCUGGAGCUCAUGGCAGCCUACGGCACACCGGCUUUUCAGAAGCAGCUUCACGAAAUUGGUCGAAGGUAUGGGACCAGCAGCAAGCUGCGGUCUGAGCUGUGCAAGUUGGUGCGGCGUAUCCAGUUGGACAUCAUCCCCAGAUAUGGUUUCGAUGGAUCUGAAGAGGGGGUCCACAGUAUGCUGCGAUCAUUUAAAGCGCUGGAGAAGGAUCCCGACAUUGAGGUCAAUGACGUGGCCAUCAAGGAGCUGCUGUCCUUAGAAGUUCCGCCCAUGGAGAUGAAUGAGAAGAACAAGCUCAUCGCGAGACCCGUGACCAAACAUCGAAUCAUGGAUUUGCUUCGAGUCCAACUCAUCGAGUUCAGCAAGGCCACCUUCCAGGCGGACGUAGAGGAGUUGAAGAAGUGCGCUGACUACAACUCUGGCCGUGUGUUCAAUCCAAGCAGACCAAUGGAACAAGGCUUCGAAGAUCCCGACGGCUACUAUCACCUGGAGGGGCGAGCAGAGCUGGCUCUUCUUGUGCAGACCCGGCUGCUACCUCAGUACGGGUUUGCUCCCUCCAAGGCAGGCGUGCAGGACAUGAUCCGUCACUGCGCCCCUUUCGUGCGUGACCCCGACGUGGCCAAUCUCCUCGACCGUGUGAACGAGAAGCUCGGGAUGUCGCCGGCGGCCUGCCACCGCUUCAGGGAGCUCGUCGCACAGCUGUCGUGA
Symbiodinium sp. CCMP2592 is the source of this 924-nucleotide messenger RNA. The record is from the annotation of a GenBank genome assembly. NCBI's taxonomy places the organism in Eukaryota, Dinophyceae, Suessiales, Symbiodiniaceae.